Molecule: messenger RNA, 591 nt
Organism: Rhizoctonia solani
Lineage: Eukaryota; Fungi; Basidiomycota; Agaricomycetes; Cantharellales; Ceratobasidiaceae
Product: carbohydrate esterase family 12 protein
Exons: 9
Coding region: 1-591 (196 amino acids)
Molecular function (GO): hydrolase activity
Source: RefSeq, a predicted model, not a curated record
AUGGCUGCCCCAGGCAUUACCGUUACUGCAGAAAAGGGUUGGGGUCCCGGAUUUUGCGCCGAUACCAAGGGACUCGCCCAAUGCACAAACUUGGCUAGCAGUGGUAAAACGACCGUUACUUGGCAAGCUCAAACCCAGUACAAAGACAUGAUCACUAGGUGCAAGACAGCGAACACCUACGCUCUCAUCCAGUUUGCUGCAAACUUGACGUCCUUGACCAACAAAAUCAAGUCCGCUGGAUGCUCUCCAGUCUUGAUGACUUCUCUCGCUCGAAGAACUUUCUCAAGCGAGCAAGCAACUUCUGAUACCCUUGGCCCCUACUCAGCAGAAACCAUUAAAGUUGCUUCAAACCUAGGAUUGUCGCUCCUUCCUCUUUUGGCUGAUUCGCGUGCAUACUUGAAUAAGCUUGGAAAAACCAAUGCGAUGCAAUUCAACUACGCUUCUGAUGAUACAACUCAUUUGAACUCACUUGGUGCCAAGUACUUUGGACGCAUCGUGGCAGACGAAGUCAAGUCCAAGGUAUCUGCUCUGUCCUCUUAUAUUAUCAGUGAUGCCUCGCUCUCUGCAAAAAUCGCGGCUGGGACCUUGUAA